AUGGAAGAAGUGUCGGUAUUAGCACACCUGGUAUACAGCAAGUGCCCACUAGGUGUGAUGGUCCUCAUGAAGCCACUAGAGCAGGAUGCAGACCACUUUCCACCCCUGCUGCGUCUCCUGGAGAAGAAGCAAGAACUAGCGGCUGCGGACCAGGGUCUACAGGCCCAGAAGGAGGAGUUCCACAGCACGAUGGCCACCCUGAACCAGCGCUGGGCGCAGCUGGAGCAGAAAGAGCAGGCGCUGAAAGAGUCCUUCAUCCGCUUUGACAGAUUCCUGCAGGACGCCGAGGCCCGGCGGCGCCGCGCGCAGCGGAGAGCCGCGGAGGAGGGGCACGGAGUGCGACACCAGGAGGCAGAGGCGCAGCGGCUGCGUGCACAGCUGGAGGAGCUGCGGCGGGAGCGCGCGCGGCUGCAGCGCAAGCUGCGGCGCCUAGAGCCCUGCGCGCGCCUGCUGGAGCGCGUGCUGGAGCAGCUGCCGGAGUUUCAGGAGGUUCCCGAACUGGUGGCGCGCUUCGACGGCCUGGUAGAUACACAGGCGGCAUUGAAGCUGGCAGAGCGCAAGCGACAGGUGGAGCUGGAUGAGACCCAUGCUCAGCUGCACCGUCUUCGGGAAGCGAAGCAGGAUGAGCUGCUGCGUCUGGGCCAGCAGCGCGCACAGCUGCGAGAGCAGUUGGAGGCGGCCCGCGAGCGCACGCUGCAAUGGGAAUCCAAGUGGACUCGAAUCCAGAACACUGCAGCGGCCAAGACGCUGCUCCUGGGACGCACUCGGAUGUCUGUGCUCAACCUAUACCAGCUUGUGCGCCUGCGCCAGAGUCAGCCCCUAACCCUGGAUGUGGAGGACACCGAGGGGCAGCUAGAGGAGGUGAAGCUGUUUAUCAUGGACCUCUCAGCCACACUGGCCAGCCUUGCCCAGGCUGAGCCCGCAGCUACUGCCUCCUAGUCCAGCCACGUGAGCAGCGAGGGGACCUGGGGGACCAAGUCCCACACUUCUUGGUGUGCAGGCUCAAUGCGACGGCUCUCUGAAUGUGCUUCCUCCUGGGCAAGAUGGAGCUGUGCCAGCCCAUGCCAUUAUGACUUCCACAGGACACUCAACUAAGUAGACUGUCAGCGGGAGGUGACUGUUGGUGGCAUCAGCUUUCUGGGGCCCAAAAAGGAAGUCCCCAGUGUGUGUCUGGCCUGUGCUGGGGUCCAGCUGCUGGGGGAUACUUGACCUUCCCAGAAUCUCAAGUAAGAGGUGGGGUGAGCCACCAAUGGGUUGGGGGACAUGAAGAUGACACAGGCCGGUUCUCACCUCCACAUGCGUAAGGGCAGUGCCAACUUCAGAGCCUGCCCCCGCCCUGCAGUGGCCCCAAGCUACCUCGAGCAACUGGAUCCAGAGCCUCCUUUUUCUCAUCUCAGUAGACAGUGGAGGCCACUGCACCUCAGUGGCCAGGUGGGACACAGGCAUGGCCAUGUGUUCUCAGUCACUGCAACAGCUGAGACCUGCAAUCUUCCCUCCUGACACCCCAAGUAAACCACA
Onychomys torridus (southern grasshopper mouse) is the source of this 1518-nucleotide messenger RNA. It is a transcript of the gene Cfap73, whose product is annotated as cilia and flagella associated protein 73. The record is from RefSeq and is a predicted model, not a curated record. NCBI's taxonomy places the organism in Eukaryota, Metazoa, Chordata, Mammalia, Rodentia, Cricetidae. Gene Ontology annotation, biological process: spermatid development. The transcript is spliced from 7 exons. The coding region runs from base 1 to 939 and encodes 312 amino acids.